AUGGAGACUAUUGCUAUGCAGAGUGCUGAUAUUCCGUGGCUUGUUGGAGGGGAUUUCAAUACAGUGCGAGACCUUAGUGAAAUCUGUGGUGUAUCAAGAGAUAUUCGAAUGGCCAUGGAAGACUUUAAUACUUGCAUCCAGAAUACAGGAUUAUUACCAUUACCCAUGCAGGGCGAAUGGUACACAUGGCACAAUUGCAGUGCCGGGCCACGAAACCUCUGGAAAAGACUGGAUCGCAUGCUGAUCAAUGAUAGAUGGAUGGCUCAGUUCCCGACAUCAUAUUAUUCUUCCCUCACAGCACGCACUUCAGAUCACUCCCCAAUGGUGUUAAGUGGGGAUAUACAACAACAAUUAGGAGGUAUGUUUCGAUUCGAUAAUUACCUCGCCCUAUCUCCAGAAUUUAUUCCCAGUGUACAGCAGGUAUGGCAACAUAACAUAAUAGGGACACCCAUGUAUGCCGUAACAAGGAAACUCAAAGCACUUAAACCGAUAUUUAGAGAGCAGAGGAGGAAAAAGGGGGACUUAUCUCACAAUGUCCAACUGGCAAAAGGGUUUCUUGAGAUGGCGCAAGUACUUGUUACUUCAAACAGGCAGGAUGAACUAUUCCUACAGUUGGAACACUGCUGCCGGGUAGUACUAGCUAAAGCAGCUAAACUUGAACAGAUUAUGCUACAACAGAGAUCAAAAAUGCAGUGGAUGAAGGGGGAUCCAGGAGCAGUAAUUAAUGAGUUUGUCAUGUACUAUCAAAAUUUACUUGGUGGGGAACGACGAAGAGACAUGAUAGAUCUUCGAUUCCUGCGACCAUGGGCUAGACAUAUAUUGAGUGAAGAUGAUGUCAACUCCUUAGUCUUGCCAUUUACUCAUACGGAUGUCAAGCAAGCGAUUUUUGACAUUGCUGAAGAUAAGGCACCUGGGCCGGACGGGUAUUCAUCGGGCUUCUUCAAAGCUGCAUGGCCAAUAAUAGGGCAGGAG
This is a messenger RNA of Sesamum indicum (sesame), 972 nucleotides long. The record is from RefSeq and is a predicted model, not a curated record. Lineage: Eukaryota; Viridiplantae; Streptophyta; Magnoliopsida; Lamiales; Pedaliaceae.